AGUAUAUAUUUUGUUUUGUGCUGUUGCUGUUGAACUGUUUUGUUUUAUUCCAGCAUUUCAGAAAAAAUUGGCAAAGAUAUAUUUUAGAAAAAAUUCGUAGUGAUCAACGCAAAAUAUAACUGAUUUUCAAAUUUUCCCAUACUUCCUCAGGAUAACUGCAUUUUGGCGUUCUGAAUUUAACCCAUUUUCAGUAAGAACGUACACAUGUGUUUCUACAGUAUGUAAUUCAAAACUCUUUAAUGGUCAAUAGUAAAAAGUAAGUUAUAAACUACUAUACAGACAAUCUACUAGGAGACAUAUGAAGAAAAUGGCUAUACAACUUAAAGAAAUUUGUGAUAAUGUAACACUUGCUAGAGAGAAUUCUAUGCUUGGUAACUAUGACAAUGCAGAAGUGUACUAUGAGUUUGCUCUGAAGAUGGUUUCAAGGCUCAUCAUCACUAUAUCAGAACCUACAAGAAAAAAUAAUUGGCUUCAAGUACAAAAAAAAGUUAAUGGGGAGUAUGAUAAAGUGAAAGAACUAAAGAACAUGUUACAAAUAAUGCGAAUCGAUACAGGAGAUGUGCCUAUAGGAGUAAGGAGACGAAAAGAUUUUGACCUUAAUGAUGAUGUAUUGGAGGCUAAUGAUCCAGAUAUUUGGCCUUCCCCCACACCUGCAGAUCAUAGCAACGGUCCAAAAUCCCGACCCUUGAAUGCAAAACGCUUCGAUGCAAAAAACAAGGGGAAUAUCUCAGCCAGAGCAAGUUCUUCAAGUACCUCCAGGCGCUCCGAAAUAAUGAAAAGUACCAGAACCGUUAAAAAAGAUGACAGGCCAUCAUCUUCAAAACCGGAUAAGACUGUGGAUAAGCCAGAAAAGGAUGCAGCAAACAUAGAGAAAUCUGAACCAGAAGAAGAAAAGAAGUUUGAAUGCAACAUCACAGAAAGAGAGCUGGCUGAUAAUCUGGAGAGGGAUAUUGUUCAGCAAAAUCCAAACAUCCAUUGGGAUGAUAUUGCUGACCUCCAAGAAGCUAAAGGACUGCUGAAAGAAGCUGUAUUAUUGCCGCUAUGGAUGCCAGAUUUUUUCAAGGGUAUAAGGAGGCCAUGGAAAGGAGUACUUAUGGUAGGACCUCCAGGUACCGGAAAAACGAUGCUGGCAAAAGCUGUAGCAACCGAAUGCAGAACUACAUUUUUCAAUGUCUCGUCAUCUACACUGACCUCCAAAUACCGUGGUGAAUCGGAAAAAAUGGUUCGCUUACUGUUUGAAAUGGCACGCCAUUAUGCCCCAAGCACAAUAUUUAUAGAUGAAAUAGACUCCCUCUGCUCAAGAAGAGGUUCAGAGUCGGAACACGAGGCAUCCAGGAGAGUGAAAUCAGAACUCCUGGUCCAGAUGGAUGGCAUUACUGCUAGCAAUGAUAAUCCUGGCAAAGUUGUCAUGGUCUUAGCAGCAACCAACUUCCCUUGGGACAUCGAUGAAGCACUCAGACGUAGAUUAGAAAAAAGAAUAUACAUCCCCUUGCCUUCAUUAGAAGGAAGAGAAGCCCUACUCAAAAUCAACCUUAGGGAAGUAAAACUCGAACCUGACAUCGACUUGAAAAUGAUAGCCAGACGUCUAGAAGGUUACUCGGGCGCGGAUAUAACAAACGUGUGUAGAGACGCAUCUAUGAUGUCAAUGAGAAGAAAAAUAUCCGGCCUCAGACCAGACGAGAUCAAACAGCUACCUAAAGAAGAACUGGACUUACCUGUUACAAUGAGGGAUUUUGAGGAAGCGCUUUUGAAAAACAACAAAAGCGUCAGUAAAGAUGAUUUAGAUAAAUAUGAAAAGUGGAUGAAUGAAUUUGGUUCAUCCUGAUAGUCACUGAUAGUAUUUUAAUUUAAAAUUAAGGCUGUGGAUAAUGCAGUUGACAGUUUUUUCAAUGUAUGCAGGGUGCUUCAUGGGGAGAUAUUUUAACGCCCGAAUAGGCGGAGAGUACUAGCUAUCACAAAAACAUCCGUCUUUUGUGCCGGACAUUCAGGGAGCUUAACGGUAUCAUAAAUAGCACGUGAACUCUCAUAGAGGGUGCAUCAAUGAAAAUAAAAAGUUCUUUAAUAGGAAAUAUUCGAAAACGGUUUUCACAACAAGAUUGAUAUAUCAUAGGCGUUUAUCUCUAAAUUGUUUGGAAAUAUGGGUGUUGCACAAUUCUGUGCCACAACAAACGUUUUUUUUUAAUGAAACAAGAAACAUGCUAUAUAUUUGGAAAGGCCUUUCGAAAUCAAGAAAAUUGAUAUAAUAUACUGUAAGAUUUUGAUCAUCAUUAACUUUUUAACAUUUGUCUGAUAAAAUGCCUCUAAAUCUAACACUGAUGUGGUGCAUAAACAGUAAUAAAAUUAAUAGAUCAUACAAUCUUCAGCUUUAUACUCUGAAAUCAAUAAAAUCAGUAUCUUCAGUUCUUACUCUUGGUCUGCCCAAAUAUGUGAAAGAAAUUCAAACAUUCCAAUAUACAGGAAAGGUUCGAAAAUCUCGAAAUUGGAGAUACUACCAAAAUAUGUGAAUUGACCUAAGCAUACCCAAAAGUUGAUAGUUUGCGAGUUACAAUUUUAUUUUCUAUUUUUAAUUACUGCUUGACAGGCAUAAAAUUCGGUAUAGGGAAUCCAUUAUUUUUUAUGGCCAAACUUCUAGCGGGCGCCACUUACAGCACUAUUUCGAUAAAUAACUUAUCAUAAGUUUUUUGUGCUACCCUGUAUACAACAACUGACUGAACAAUCUUAUUUUCUCGUAUUUCCCCAACAAAAAAGGUUUACCUGUUAGAAGUAACAGUUUUCGAGAUAUUUGUUUUUAAAAGUUCCAAUGCAUUAUUUGUUCCAUGACAAUAAAACAUUUUUAUAACAUAAUAAGCAAGUUGCUUUACUUAUUGUCAACUUAAAAUUAUUCAUGAAGUUGAAAGCAAUAUUAUGACAAACAUCAGAAACCAUAGCAACUCUACUCAGAUAUUAUUCAAUGCAACUUGAUCAUUAUGUUAUAAAAAUGUUUUAUCAUCGUGGUACAAAUAAUGCAUUGGUACUUUCAAAAACAAAUAUCUCGAGAACCAUUAGCUUUCGACACUUCUAACCAGUAAACCUUUUUUGUUGUGAAAAUACGAGAAAUAAGAUUUUUCGGUCAGUUGUUGUAUACAGGGUAGCACAAAAAAGUUAUAAUAAGUUAUUUACCGGAAUAGUGGUGUAAGUGGCGCCCUCCAGAAGUUUGGCCAUAAAAAAAUAACGGAUUCUUGUUUCUCAUACUAAAAAACCUCCGUAUACCGAGUUUUAUGCCAAAAUCUUAAAUACUUCUCAAGCAAUAAGGAAGAAUAGAAAAUAAAAUUGUAACUUUGACACCCUGUAUCUCGCAAACUGUCAACUUUUGGACUUAGGUAUAUUUAGGUCAAUUCACAUGUUUUGGUGUGUAGUAUCUCCAGGUUCGAGAUUUCCAAACCUUUCGCAUAUAGUUCAUUUAUUUAAGAAAAUUACAAUUUUCAGAAAGGUUGUGGUAUAACAUAUUUUUUAUAAGGGAUGUUGUUAGUUUUGUCAAAUUUUAGCUAGUCCGCACCUGUUUUUUUCCUAUCCCUAUCAUAAACGAUUCGAUAGCAUAAGCCAAGUAGGCGUACCAAGUUUCAGAAAAAUAUAACGGGUACUUGACAAGUUGCGAGGCCAUAAAGGCAAUAAAACUCCCUGAAUCUCGGUUAUAAGAUGUUACAGACCCAUCCAUCAACCAUCUAUUACUUAUAAUCACCUUGAUGGCCUCUAUAGACGGCUGAAAUAUCUCGUUCUCCCAACGAAACACCCUGUAUAGCUAACAGUCAUAUUUUUUAAGUUAGAAAUUGGGGUAAUUACAAGAUUACUACUGAAGAUUAACAAAAACGAUAAUCCAUCAAUCUAAUAAACUGUGGGUGUCUCAAUAAGAGCGUCAGAUUUGAUUUUCAAGCAAAACACGAUUUCUUUUCGAAUUAAGCGAGUAUUAAUAUUUCAACAUGAACAGGAAUAGUUGCGAUUAAACAUGAAAUAGGACAUCCGGUAAAUGGCCACCACGAGACCUCUGGCACAGGGUCAGUCUUUUCUUAAAAUUCUGGAUAACGUUUUCGCACAACUGUGGCUCUAUUUCUUCGAUAACGCGCCGUAUCUCUUCUUUAAGGCAUUUAACUGAUUGUAGCUUGUUCGUAUACACUUUUUCCUUCACAUAGCCCCAAAGGAAGAAGUCAAUUGGCGUUAGAUCGCACCAUCUUGGUGGCCUUGGUGGCCAAAAGUUGAAAAUGUGCCUCAUCAGAGAAAAUGAUUUUUUUCGAGAAAUCCUCAUCAAUUUGGUGGUGCUCCAGUGCCCAAUCAACGAAUUCGCGGCGCUGCGCAUGGUCCAGUGGCUUGAGUUCUUGCGUCAGUUGCACCUUCUACGCAUGCAAGCCCAAAUCUUUUGUCAAAAUUCGUUGCAGAGUGGGUCUGGUAAGGUUCCAUUCUUUUUCAUUCUUUAAUUGAACGGCGAACUGUCGACUCAUUUGGCGCAUUAUUGCGACCGAAAAUUGUACAUACCUUGCGAACUGUUUCCGCGUAUUUUUCUCCAUUUCUGUCGUGAGUUUUCACAAUAAUUAAAGUUGCUCGUUUAAAUACUGCUCCAUGACAUCUAAUCGCGUGGCCUGGACAUGACAGCUGUUAUCAAGUAAAUACGAUACCAUUUUUACAAAAAAAUGUCGACAAAUUCAAAUCCGGCCCUCUUGUUGAGACACUCUUUAUAAGCUGGUUGCUGAUAAAAACACACGAGAUAUAUAAAAAAAAAGAAAAACGUUACAUAUGCCCUCCAGAGAAUUGAAAGGUUUAAUCAUGAAUUUAAGUGGUACCAUACACAACAUACUCUUAUCAAGGAAGAUCCAUAUAUUUUUACACCAAAUACUCUGGUAUAAUGAUUAAGAAGGUACCUAGCCAAACUCCAAGGGGUGAUUUUGAUUGGAUUUUUUUUUAUUCAGCAAAUGCAGAUGUAUCAAGAAAAACACUGUAUUGUUUCACGAAUAAUCGUUCAUUUAAAAAAGUUUGAUAUCCCACAUCUUCACUCCUUAAAGUUGUGCACUUUAUUAACGCCCUUUAUACUGGAUGGAUUUAAAUAUUAGGUGUUUUAUUGUUAUGUUUUAAAUUUAUUUAUAAGCAUUUUUUGUUAUAAUAGUAAUAUCUAGAUUUUUUAUAAUAUUUUAUACAAAUUAUUAUCAAUUUAUUAUUGAUCAAUUUAUAUAGUAUUCACAUACUUUCG
Acanthoscelides obtectus is the source of this 5215-nucleotide messenger RNA. NCBI's taxonomy places the organism in Eukaryota, Metazoa, Arthropoda, Insecta, Coleoptera, Chrysomelidae. The record is from the annotation of a GenBank genome assembly.